Soboliphyme baturini is the source of this 2067-nucleotide messenger RNA. The record is from the annotation of a GenBank genome assembly. NCBI's taxonomy places the organism in Eukaryota, Metazoa, Nematoda, Enoplea, Dioctophymatida, Soboliphymatidae.
AUGUUAUUGGCUGCCUGCAUCGACGAAGGCAUGACCGAAUCAAUAUUGCAACAACUCGCGACGCUCAUUGCACUGGCCUGUAAAGCGCAGGUGGAAGAGGCUCGAGAACCAAUGUUAUCCGUUCUGUGCAAUUCUUUACUUCCUGAACGUGUUGGUGUUUCAAUCAAGGGCUCUAGUCACAGUGCUCAGAUGCAUUUACGUGAAAUCAGCAAGGAUGCCGUGAAUUCGCUAGAAUCAAAGCGACCUGUAGCCUCCUCAGUUGCAGAUUUUUUUCGUUUGCUCAACAUUCGUCCCGUCGUUUCAGACAGUCUCGUUAUAAACUUCGUUUCGACACCAGCUCCCAGCACCACUACCGUUAUGAACGUCGUUGGCAACGUGUCUUGCAUCGUCGACGCUAUGAAGAAUUUGAUUCUGCAAACCGCGUAUGACAUUCGUAUGAUCGUCAUUAAUAUAUGUCAUCUUCGUCAUGCUGAAUUUCGAGAAUGGGGUUCGAUUGCUAUCACUGGAAUCAUAAAGUCGGCGUUCAACUCUGACCCCGUAAUCGUCGACAAUAUGGUGUUACGACAGUCCGUUAUUAACGCAUGUUUAUCCCUCAGCGACGUGCAGUUCGACGACGUUCGCAUACAGCAAUUGCAAUGUGUCCUUUCGAUUAUGAGUAACAAGGACCAGAAUAUGUAUCCAGAUAUUUGGUUGCCGUUGAUCGACAUCGCCGGUUCAGUGGUUUCUAAAGAUCAGUGUCCAAACGAAGCAUUGGUUCGCUACGGUUUUCAGAUUACUCAGGUGAUCAUCACUGAUUUUCUUAAUUGUCUGGACAGCGAAUGCAUAUAUUUGCUGAUGGGCAUCAGUACAAAAUACGGUAAUCGCCAAAAAGACCUGAAUAUCAGCCUUAGCGCCGUAGGAAAUCUGUGGAACCUCAGCGAUUUCAUAUUUCAUAAUCGUGAGUCAAUACGCAGCACCGACAGCGAUUCGCUGAACAACCUGCUGCUUGGACUUUACACGUCGCUAAGUGAGCUAUGCACUGACUUGAGACCAGCCAUAAGAAAGAGUGCUGGCCAAACGUUGCUCAGCACUCUCGUGUCUCACGGCGAUCUGGUAGAAGUACGCAUGUGGCGCUCAGUAUUUUGUAGCGUUCUCUUUCCUCUUUUGGACAAGGUGAAAAAUCUGACGUUCUCCGCAUCCCGGGUCAAAACAGAUACCGAAACCAUUGGCGGAUCCAACAUACUUGUGCAUCAUUCAAGAGACACAGAAAGCAAACAAUGGUCAGAAACCGCCUCUCAGACGCUUAACAAUGUCAUCAAGGUGUUUCUCCUGAAGGUUCCGGUUCUUCUUGCACUUGGAUAUGACUGUCUCAUCGAGGACCUUUGUACAUUGCUGCACUUUAUCGAAACGUUCGCUGUCAGUGACAACACGGAAAUUGCGUCCGCUGCACUACGUGGAUUUCAGGACAUCGUUCAGUCGCCAGCUUUGGUGUCGCUGGCGGAUGAUGCCUACGUCGUCGCUGCUGAACCAUCCCUUUCGACUGGCCUGAAAGCGUCGAAACCAUGCUCGAACGAACGAACUGCCUCUUGCGGUGGUAUCGGUAAACCAGGCGGCAAGGCGAAACUGUUGGAUUCCAUUUGGCAGGUAUGGUUGCGAAUAGCGGUUUCUUCGACAAUUUCUGACGACGACCAAGCGUCGACCUUCUCAAACAACCCUCAUAUGUCAUCCCUGACGUCUGAAUAUUUCAACCUGUUGCUGGUGCUGUUCACGAAAAUUUUCAAGCACUGUCGCGCCGUCAUGGACAUGUCUGACGUUUUUCGGGUUAUGAGCUUGUUUCAGACAGCCAUAGCCUUGCCGUUAAUCGACGACGAGGCAUCGCCGCUCAUAGCUUCCCCUCUGCCUGACGUCGCUCGCACGCAGGAAACGGCGCUGAGUUGCGUUCAGCUUUUUUAUCAGGAGUCGUCGCUGCCUGUCAGUCGUCUGCGCUCAGCUUUGCCCUCCGUGUUGAAUUGUCUGCUGGAGUUUUUCGCUCUGUCUUACAAGCCUGUUUUUGCUCAGUCCACGAAAUUCGUCGAUUCGAAAGACAGC